AUGCUUCUUAUUAGAGAUGAGAAGGGUAACUGGCAAUGUGGAGAGGUGGUGAAAAGGGUUGCAAGAGAUUACUUCAAUAUGUUGUUUCGGACUUCAGCUCCAUCUGAGCAGGAGGAGGUUUUCCGGUGUGUUAAUUCAGUUCUUUCGGUGGAACAAGCAGUUUCCUUCUCAGUGAUGAUUAAUGGUUACCCGUAUGGUUACAUCAUUCCCCAACGCGGCUUAAGGCAAGGAGACCCUUUAUCACCAUAUUUAUUUCUGUUAUGUAUAGAAGGCUUUUCGGCCAUGUUGAGGAAGGGUGAGGUGGAUGGUAAAUUGACUGGGGGUACGGUUUGUAGGGGGAUCCCGACUAUAAACCAUCUUUUCUUUGCAGAUGAUAGCAUCUUGUUUGCAAAAGCUGAGGUUCAAGAGUGUACUCAGCAACAGCUUCAGACUGGCAUCGAUAAGAUUUUGGGGUUCAGAGAAGUGGAGAGCUUUCAUAAGUAUCUCGGAAUGCCCACGUUAAUUGGAAGAUUGCGCAAACCAAUUUUCUCGUUUUUGCGUGAUAUACUUCAUAAAUGGAUAGCUGGGUGGAAGGAGAGGUUCUUAUCUAAAGUCGGGCGUGAAGCGUUAAUUAAAUCGGUUGCCCAAUCCAUCUCGACAUACAUUAUGAGUUGCUUUGCGUUACCCAUCUCGUUUUGUAAUGAGAUGCAAAGCUCCACUGCCAGAUUCUACUGGAGCGAUGCGGAGGAUAAAAAUAAGAUCUCGUGGAUUAGUUGGGAUACAAUCAGUAAAUCUAAGGAAAAGGGUGGCUUAGGUUUCAGAAAUCUUUGUGCGUUUAAUCUGGCUAUGCUAGCUAAGCAGGUAUGGAGGCUGUUUCAGUUCCCAGAAUCGAUUUGCAGCAAAGUUUUCCAGGCAAAGUACUAUCCGGAUGGAGAUGUGUUAACUGCUACAGCGAAGCGCAUGUCCAACUUUUUUUAG
This is a messenger RNA of Mercurialis annua (annual mercury), 957 nucleotides long. RefSeq lists its product as uncharacterized. NCBI's taxonomy places the organism in Eukaryota, Viridiplantae, Streptophyta, Magnoliopsida, Malpighiales, Euphorbiaceae. The record is from RefSeq and is a predicted model, not a curated record. The coding region runs from base 1 to 957 and encodes 318 amino acids. The transcript has 3 exons.